Cavia porcellus (domestic guinea pig) is the source of this 1272-nucleotide messenger RNA. RefSeq names its product coordinator of PRMT5 and differentiation stimulator (gene Coprs). The transcript has 4 exons. The record is from RefSeq and is a predicted model, not a curated record. The coding region runs from base 569 to 1024 and encodes 151 amino acids. Gene Ontology annotation, cellular component: nucleus. Gene Ontology annotation, molecular function: histone binding. Lineage: Eukaryota; Metazoa; Chordata; Mammalia; Rodentia; Caviidae.
AGUGAGUAUCUGAAAAGGUAAAAGGUAUAUACAGGUAGCACCUUCAAACAGCAGCCAACCCUAUGGCUGAGGGAACAGAGGGCUGAAGUUGGAGUGAUUAAAAUAUAUAAACUAAGCCUGGUGUGGUGGUACAGAGUUAUAAUCCCACCACUCAGGAGCCUGAGGCAGGAGGAUCACUUGAGUUUGAGGCCAGCCUGGGCUAUAUAAGCAAGUUCAAGGCCAGCCUGAACUACAUAACCCUGCCUCCAAAAAAAAAAUUUAUGUAUGUACAUAUAUAUAUAUGAUAAAUAUAUACAUGCCUAGAGGAAAGUCUUUGCAGCAUUGAAGUUUCAGCCUCCAAGGAAAGAGUGUUGCUCCAGCUGGCAUUGGGUUCUAAGAGUUUGAGAAGAGGUCCUGAGGCCCAGGCCCUAGAAGAGAUGACCUGCUGUUGAUGCUGACUCUGCAAAUGCUGGCAAAACUGGAAGCUGCCUCCAUUGACUGUGAUAGGAAGGCACUCCCACUGGCAAGGGUGAAGAGUGUUGCUGGGAUGGAAGGAACGAGACCUUUCUUCUAACCUUGCCGAGUGUAAAUGGUUGGCCUUGCUACAGCUGACCAUUCUGGUCCCGAGAGAGAGACUGAGCCGGCCGUGGAUCGACUAGUCAACGGAGCACAGAGCGUCCCUAGUGACAUUCCUAACCACAGUGAGGACACAUGUUUUAAAGCAGAAGGCUUUGCAGUGAAUGAGGAGUCUGGUGGGGAAAAGAACACCUGGGAGCUGUGGCAAGCAACUCGCUUUCUGCCCAAGGAACAGACUGCUGACGUUUUUAAUGAGGACUGGGAUAUGGAGUUGAAAGCAGAUCAGGGGAAUCCUUACGAUGCGGAUGACAUUCAGGGGAGCAUUUGUCAAGAGCUCAAACCUUGGGUGUGCUGUGCCCCACAAGGAGACAUGAUCUAUGACCCCAGCUGGCACCACCCCCCUCCACUGAUUCCCCAUUAUUCCAAGAUGGUCUUUGAAACAGGACAGUUUGAUGAUGCUGAAGACUGAGUAGAACUUUCUGCCUUGUGGUAGGCGGGUCCUGCAGGUUAAAGUCUGUCUUCCCGUCUUUGGAGGUGAGAUGUCCUGUUUGAGACAUUGUUGUCAGUAAUUCCCAAGUCUGGGCUGCACAGGUCCUGCUGUUUCCCCCAGUUCUGUUGUUGUUGUUGUAAUGGAUUCCUCUCUGGGUUGUGUGAGUACUUGUGUCUGUGUCAGGAGGAAUCGUGUUCUUUAUAAAUAAACGUAGAAAAAAAAAUCAA